Molecule: messenger RNA, 386 nt
Organism: Lytechinus variegatus (green sea urchin)
Lineage: Eukaryota; Metazoa; Echinodermata; Echinoidea; Temnopleuroida; Toxopneustidae
Exons: 3
Coding region: 13-372 (119 amino acids)
Source: RefSeq, a predicted model, not a curated record
CUCCAGUCGGCGAUGGCGUUCAACAUUUGGGCCCUGACUCAAAAGAAGACUCUCUAUGUAUACACAUCAUCAUUUUCUGUUUUGGUGUUGGCAUUCAUUAUCGUCUUUGAUCUUCUACAAUAUACCGUCUUCGAAAGAGCAGAUAUGACCUCACAGGGAUUCACAGAGAGCUUACUGACGAUUCAUGUUUUGAGCUACUACACGGCCUUAUUAGGGUUCGUCUAUAACACGAAGGCUGGGAAGAGAUUAGGCGCUGCUAAACUGGAGUGGAUUUCAGUUGUUGCAACGUUUUUGCUGUCAAUCAUGCGAGUAGGCAUCGAAAUCAGCUUCCUCUCAUUCCGCAAGCAAGCGUUCAAGAAUUUCAACGAAUGACGGACAGGGAAUCA